UCAAUUAAAUUUAAAGUAAAGAAAAAAUAAACUAUUUUUAUUCAUGGUGGGAAGAAAGUGUUCGCCAUUUUUCCCUUCCUGCCGACCCCACACCAUAAAUUUAUUUAAGAUUAAUUUAUAUGCUAGCGGGACGUGAAGAGGCAGUGGUGCGACCCUCUAUAGUACUGACUACCGAUUGUACUGAUUGAUAGCUGAAGGUAUACAUUUAGACCGCUUAUAAGAAUAAAAUAUCGUGAUUGAACCGUGUUAAUUUGUGUGAUCCGUUCGAGGUUUUCCGUCCACAAUGGCAGACGGUGAACCAUUAAACAUAGACAGUAUAAUCGCACGGCUUUUAGAAGUAAGAGGAUGUCGACCUGGUAAAACAGUACAAAUGUCUGAAGCAGAAGUCCGGGGAUUAUGUUUGAAAUCUAGAGAAAUAUUUUUACAACAACCAAUUUUAUUAGACUUAGAAGCACCUUUAAAAAUAUGUGGAGAUAUACAUGGACAGUACACUGACCUAUUGCGUUUAUUUGAAUAUGGUGGGUUUCCUCCAGAAGCCAACUAUUUAUUUUUGGGUGAUUAUGUUGAUCGUGGAAAACAAUCUUUAGAAACUAUUUGCCUUUUAUUAGCAUAUAAAAUAAAAUAUCCAGAAAAUUUUUUUCUUUUACGAGGCAAUCAUGAAUGUGCAAGUAUAAACAGAAUCUAUGGAUUUUAUGACGAAUGUAAAAGACGUUAUAAUAUAAAAUUGUGGAAAACUUUUACUGAUUGUUUCAAUUGUUUGCCUAUUGCGGCUAUUAUUGAUGAAAAAAUAUUUUGUUGUCAUGGUGGACUUAGUCCUGAUUUACAAGGAAUGGAACAAAUAAGACGCAUUAUGCGUCCAACUGAUGUACCAGAUACUGGCUUACUUUGUGAUUUAUUAUGGUCUGAUCCCGAUAAAGAUGUUACUGGUUGGGGAGAAAAUGAUAGAGGUGUUUCCUUCACUUUUGGUACUGAUGUUGUAGCCAAAUUUUUAAAUAGACAUGAUUUAGAUCUCAUAUGUCGAGCACAUCAGGUCGUAGAAGAUGGUUAUGAGUUUUUUGCCAAAAGGCAAUUGGUUACGUUAUUUUCUGCACCAAAUUAUUGUGGAGAAUUUGAUAAUGCAGGAGGAAUGAUGUCUGUUGAUGCAACUCUAAUGUGUUCAUUUCAAAUUCUGAAACCAUCUGAAAAGAAAGCAAAAUAUCAAUAUUCAGGAUUGAACUCUGGACGACCUGCUAGUAAUACAACUGCUGUAAAAAAGAAAUAAAUAAUCUUUAGUUGAACAUGUAUUAUAAGCAACUAAUAUUGUUUAUAAUGUACCUCUGUGCUUGAAUCAUUUUCUUUUGAAAACUUAGAAUAUUUAUAUAAUAACAUAAUAUGUUAUAUAUGUAUAAAAAUUGAUUUUACCUUAACAAUCAUUAAAUAAUGGUUCCUUGUGACCUAAGUUAUAUAAAGUCCUAAGUAUUGAUUGAUUAUUUGAUUUUAAUUUUAUGAA
This is a messenger RNA of Sipha flava (yellow sugarcane aphid), 1489 nucleotides long. Its product is annotated as serine/threonine-protein phosphatase PP1-beta catalytic subunit. The coding region runs from base 284 to 1261 and encodes 325 amino acids. Gene Ontology annotation, cellular component: cytoplasm; nucleus. Gene Ontology annotation, molecular function: protein serine/threonine phosphatase activity. The record is from RefSeq and is a predicted model, not a curated record. The transcript has 7 exons. Lineage: Eukaryota; Metazoa; Arthropoda; Insecta; Hemiptera; Aphididae.